AUGGAAUGUCUGAAAUCAAAGCUUUCAACUUUUAAAAAUGUAAAGCACAAUUAUUCCUACCGCCAAUGGCGAUCCCUCUUCUUGGGCUUGCAAGAACGGGAGCCUUGUCACCCAAUUGAAGCAAACACAUGCGUCUCACUCAUCAAGCAAUGCAUCACCCUCUUCUCACUCAAAUCAGUCCACGCAUCUAUGCUCAGAACUCACCUUCUUGACCACAACAUUUUCUUCCUCACCAACCUGGUUGCGCAGUACGCCUCCCUCGGUUGUGUUGCCAAUGCCUACUCGCUCUUCUCUUACUGGGUCUGCUCGGCUUCAUCGACAGAUGUCUUCCUUUGGAACGUUAUGGUCCGGGGCUUGGUGGAUAACGCGAACUACAAUCUAAGCUUACAACUUUAUGACCAAAUGCUGCGGCAACAGUCCUUUUUCCCGGACAAUUUUACGUUCCCUUUUGUUCUCAAGGCCUGUGCCUCACUGGGUGACCUUGAACUUGGUGUUAAGGUUCAUGGCCACGUUGUCCAAUUUGGGUGUGACUCUGAUGUCUUUGUUGGGAAUUCGCUUAUUACCAUGUACGGUAAGUGCGGAUGUGUUGGGGCUUCACGUAAAGUGUUUGACAAAAUGCCUGAAAGAAAUGUGGUUUCUUGGAGUGCUAUGAUAGGUGCUUAUGCACAGAAUGGAUGUUAUGAGGAUGGGCUGCGGCUGUUUUGGCAGAUGUUGGAUGAGAGAGUUAUACCCAAUAGAGUUGCCAUCUUGAAUGCAAUGGCAUGUGUUCAUAAAGAGAAUGAGGCUCCCCAUAUUUGCAGAGUUACCGUAGAUUAUGGCUUGAGUUUUGAUCAAUCUGUUCAAAAUGCAGCCAUGGGAAUGUUUGCGCGAUGUGGAAGAAUAGAUGUUGCUCGAAGGUACUUUGAUGGGAUCUUAGACAAGGAUUUGGUAUCAUGGUCAUCUAUGAUAGAAGCUUAUGCACAAUGUGAUUUACCUCUGGAAGCUCUUGAGCUUUUUAAGGAAAUGAAAUUAAAAUCCAUCACUACAGAUUCUGUAACUCUUCUAAGUGUGAUCAGAGCAUGCUCAAAUUUAUCAUCUUUUCUGCAGGCCAGAACAAUUCACUCUAUCAUAACUCGUGGCUACCGGCAAACUAAUAUGGCAGUAGAUACUGCUUUAGUGGAUCUCUAUGUAAAGUGUGGAAGCUUGCGAUACUCCAGAAGAGUUUUUGACAGGAUGCAUGAGAGAAAUAUAAUCUCAUGGGGUACCAUGAUUUCAGGAUACGGGAUGCACGGUCAUGGGAGAGAAGCACUUCAGCUCUUUGAUCAGAUGAAGGCAUCCUUCAAGCCAGACCACAUCGCAUUCGUAUCAGUAUUGUCGGCCUGCAGUCAUGGUGGCUUGAUUUCAGAAGGAUGGGCAUGCUUUAAUUCCAUGGUCAGUGAUUUUGCUGUCACACCAAGGCCUGAACAUUAUGCUUGUAUGGUUGAUCUUUUAGGUAGGGCUGGCAAACUAGAUGAAGCUUGCGAUUUUAUUGGGAAGAUGCCAAUAAAACCAGAUGCUGGUGUAUGGGGAGCACUGCUUGGAGCUUGUAGAAUUCAUUUGAAUGUAGAACUUGCUGAAAUGGCAGCAAAAUCAUUGUUUGAAUUGGAUCCGGCAAAUCCCGGUCGAUACGUUCUCUUGUCCAAUAUAUACUCAUUAUCUGGCAAAAGGAAAGAAGCUGAUAGGAUUAGAACUCUUAUGAAAGAAAGUGGGGUGAAGAAAAUCUCUGGCUACACUAUUAUAGAGAUAAAAAACAAGGUCUACACAUUUGUAUCUGGGGAUAGAUCACACCCACAAACAGAUCUUAUAUAUUUGGAGUUGGAGAAACUGAUGGGUAGAAUUCGACGUGCAGGGUAUACACUAGAUGUAAACUGUGUAUUGCAUGAUGUGGAGGAAGAAACAAAGGAGAAGAUGUUGUACGCCCACAGCGAGAAGCUGGCCAUUGUCUUUGGCCUCUUGAACUUAGGUCCAGAAACCACUAUCAGAAUUAUGAAGAAUCUUAGAGUUUGUGGUGAUUGUCAUACUGCUACAAAGUAUAUCUCUAAGGUUACGGAAAGGGAAAUUGUAGUUAGGGAUGCCCAUAGAUUCCAUCAUUUUAAGGAUGGGAGAUGCUCUUGUGGGGACUAUUGGUAAAGCAAGGAUUCUCUUAUGCUGGUGUCCUUAUUUCUUGUUAAAUUACGGACUUUCAUCUCAGCUGUUGGAUCUAACCAACGGUAAAACUUGCAUUUUACCCGUAUAAGACCAAGGCAUAAUGCGAGAGGGCGACAUGAAGUGACAUUCCAGCGAGAGCGACGCCUGGAGUUAUACCUGUGGUGUAGAGUCCAUAUCAUGUGGUGUCUUAUCUCAAUGUUGUGUAGAUGGAUCUGCUGGCGUAUUAAGCUUGAUAUUCAGGCGGAUCCACAAGAACGGAAGUGACUCAAAACCUACUAAUUUGGGGAGAGAGGGAUUCCUGGAAACAUCGUAGAUAGGGAGCGGGGCACCUGGUUUCGUCCUGGAAAAUAUGUUGUGAUGGGAAAGGAUCACACCCUUUAUGCUCUCAAGUAAGGAAAUGUCAAGUUUGAGAAUCACAAGUUGAGUGGUCGCAAAUGGGUUUUAUGUUGAACCAAAGGAAGGCUAUGAGCUUCACCCCCCACUCUAUUUGUAAGCGGCUGCUGCGGCCUCACCACUGUUGGAAACAGGAUCAUAAGGAGAAAACCCUGUCUUAUUUACACAUUUGGCUCCAGUUUGUUACCGUAAUUUUGGAUCUAAGUUAUGAACAGGCAUGUUUUCCUUUGUACCCGACUCUUUUGAUAGAUGGUGAAUAAAAGUUUGGGACAUUUGUGA
Tripterygium wilfordii is the source of this 2838-nucleotide messenger RNA. Its product is annotated as pentatricopeptide repeat-containing protein At3g26782, mitochondrial-like. The coding region runs from base 1 to 2148 and encodes 715 amino acids. Gene Ontology annotation, molecular function: RNA binding; zinc ion binding; protein binding. The transcript is spliced from 2 exons. Lineage: Eukaryota; Viridiplantae; Streptophyta; Magnoliopsida; Celastrales; Celastraceae. Gene Ontology annotation, biological process: RNA modification. The record is from RefSeq and is a predicted model, not a curated record.